Labrus mixtus (cuckoo wrasse) is the source of this 1050-nucleotide messenger RNA. RefSeq names its product cytochrome b-c1 complex subunit Rieske, mitochondrial (gene uqcrfs1). Gene Ontology annotation, biological process: mitochondrial electron transport, ubiquinol to cytochrome c. Gene Ontology annotation, molecular function: quinol-cytochrome-c reductase activity; 2 iron, 2 sulfur cluster binding. Gene Ontology annotation, cellular component: membrane. Lineage: Eukaryota; Metazoa; Chordata; Actinopteri; Labriformes; Labridae. The record is from RefSeq and is a predicted model, not a curated record. The transcript has 2 exons. Bases 52 to 873 code for a protein of 273 amino acids.
CGUACUACGUUCUCAGACACAAGGUCGUUGUAGCAGCAGUUAGCCGCAAACAUGAUGUCCCUCGCUGCCCGGUCGGGGGCUUUUUCCCCCUACAUGCAGGCCACAGCCUUCACAGUGGCUGGUCCUCUGAAGGCUCUGGUCCCGGGGGUCGUCGUGAAAGGAGAGAAGAUUUUAUUAGGCACAAAGAAGAAGUUCCUCUGCCGGGAAACACUCACCGGACAGAGCCCGAAAACGGGGCCUGCUGUGACAGUUAGCAUCAAUGGCAGUGCAGGAGUGCGGUUUGCCCACACAGAUGUCAGGGUACCAGACUUCUCUGACUACAGGCGCCCUGAGGUUCUGGACCCUAACAAGUCUUCUCAGGACAGCAGCGAGUCCAGGAGAACAUUCUCCUACCUGGUCACCGGAGCCUCCACGGUGGUGACCGUGUACGCCGCCAAGACGGUGGUCACACAGUUUGUGUCCUCCAUGAGCGCCUCGGCUGACGUCCUGGCUCUGUCUAAGAUCGAGAUCAAGCUGGGCGACAUCCCCGAGGGCAAGAACAUGACCUUCAAGUGGAGGGGCAAGCCACUGUUCGUCCGCCACCGUACCGAGAAGGAGAUCGCCACCGAGGAGGCAGUCAACAUGGCAGAGUUGCGAGACCCUCAGCAUGACAAGGACCGCGUCCAAAACCCCAGCUGGAUCAUCGUGCUUGGGGUGUGCACUCACCUGGGCUGCGUGCCAAUCGCCAAUGCCGGAGACUAUGGGGGAUACUACUGCCCCUGCCACGGCUCCCACUACGACUCCUCAGGCCGCAUCAGGAAAGGCCCCGCACCCCUCAACCUGGAGGUCCCCUUCUACGAGUUUCCCGAUGAGGAGACGGUGAUAGUGGGUUAAAAACUCUCCUCGGACUCUGAUGGUUCACAGCUGAUGUGUGUCUGAGGGAGGCGUGUCUCUCUACGGAGGGUCGUGGUCCAGUCCCAUAAAUGAUCUCAGCAGGUUGAAAUGUUUGAUCACAGCAGCUCUACUGAUCACAUUAUGUAUUUAUCCGUCUAAACAAGCAUCAGCUAUGGU